AUGUCGUUGGCAAGAAUAUCGAGAGCCAGAAUUCUGAGAACCGGCUCACGUGGCCUGCCGGUCCGUGUUGCUGUGCCAGUCAUUUCGGCCCGGCUCAAUUCAGGCCUCUCUAGCGAACCAAGCAAACAUACCACCGUUCUCUCAAAAAACUUCACUGAUCCCGCCCGCAAUUCGUUUUUUGAAUACACAUGGGGAACCUGGUUAACCAAUGAUGCCGAGGAAAAGCUCAAGAGACGCACUACUUUCUCCAUUGAAGGGCUCAACGAUCUGCUAAGAGAGCUGUAUACCAAGUCACACGGCGAGUAUGCCAAAUCAACGGAAAUCCAAUCUGACAAGACUGUGACAAAGAAGGCCUCGAGCUGUGAAAGCCUUGACUUUUUGAAAUUCCCUAAUAUCAAUGUUCUGACCCACAACGUUUCCGUGGCCCAUUUGGGUAGUCUGAACCCCAACGAAGACCUCAACACAAAAGAGAUCAGUUCUAUUCACGAGGGAAAACACCACAGAAUCUACAAGGUGGUGACAAACUCUGAUCGUGAAUUUGUUUUGAGAUUACCCUAUCGCGGAUUGUAUGCUGCACAUGAACAGUCAGAACUCGGUCUCAAACGUAAGAUUCAGAGCGAGGUCGCCACGAUUGAUUUGGUUUCGGAGCGUAUCUCCACCUCGAAGGUGCUGGCAUAUGCUACGGAUUCCAACAAUUGUGUUGAGUCACCUUUCAUCUUGAUGGAGUUUACCAAGGGCACUUCUUUGAUCCGUGAAUGGAAUCCACUUAGCGAGAACCAGAUGGAGGUCAAGUCUGUGAUUGAUCAGGUCAUGGAAUUGAAUGAUGCCGGUGCUCUGUCCAUCGAGGGGUUCCAGGGAUUUGGAUCUGUUUAUUUCAAGCACGAUUGUCCCGAGGGGAUUCCCGCUUUCAAGGAGGAAUCGCCCUAUGUGAUUGGUCCAAUCGCUGAAAGCGAUAGUUAUCUUGGUGCCACAGAAUCACCUGUUGGUCCCUGGAAACUCGAUGAGCCUUUAAAAAUUGUCGAGGAUUACUCUUCCAACUUGAUGGAGGCUUUUAAAGACAACGAGAGGGCUUUGGGAGUAUAUUCCAAGCUGAAUAAACUUGCUCCAGUUCUGUUCAACCCUGAUUCGAAGAUUUUGCCCAACUUCAAAGAGCUUUUCUCUCCCAGAUUGUUCAUCCCUGAUCUUGACCCUAUCAAUGUGUUAAAGUCUGAAGAUUCUAUAUCUCUGCUUGAUCUCGAACAGAGCUCUAUCAAACCUUUUAUUCUUCAUUCGUACCCCAAGUUUGUGGCCUACGACGGACCAAAGAUCUUUACCGUUGAAGAGCUCGAGGAAAUUAAAAAGGAGACCCACGAUUUGGAGAUGGUGAUGCAAUACGAUUACAUGUUCAAGCGCACUCGAAACCAGUUUCUAUGGGAGCUUGCACUCAAUAACAGACGCAAGGAGCUGAUUGGUGCUAUUUCACCAGCGGUCAAAUUGAUCAAGUCUGGCUAUGUCGCUACCGUUGAGGACCCCGAGAAUUAUCUCACUGUAGAGAGAUCUCUAAUUGAUCUUUGCGAGAUGUGGGAAGGCUAUGCUCAACACGGACUUGUGAAAGAAGCUGAGUGCCCAGUGAAAUUCUCGCCAUCAGAGGUGGAGAGAAAUACACAAGAACUUCAACAGAAGGAGCAGGACAUGGUCAAACCAUUUGCUUUGACCCAAGGCUGGAUUCCCCAGGAUCUGUUUGCGAAGUUGUAUUCUCAGAAGGUGAUUACUGAGAGUAAUGUUGAGGGCAAUUAUGAGAUUGAUGUUGAGAAGGCCAUGGAGGGAAUGGAGCCAGAAGGGACUGAAGAUAAAUAA
Molecule: messenger RNA, 1836 nt
Organism: Kuraishia capsulata CBS 1993
Lineage: Eukaryota; Fungi; Ascomycota; Pichiomycetes; Pichiales; Pichiaceae
Exons: 1
Coding region: 1-1836 (611 amino acids)
Cellular component (GO): mitochondrion
Source: RefSeq, a predicted model, not a curated record